This is a messenger RNA of Ziziphus jujuba (common jujube), 771 nucleotides long. RefSeq names its product glutathione S-transferase U9. NCBI's taxonomy places the organism in Eukaryota, Viridiplantae, Streptophyta, Magnoliopsida, Rosales, Rhamnaceae. The record is from RefSeq and is a predicted model, not a curated record. The transcript has 5 exons. Gene Ontology annotation, molecular function: glutathione transferase activity. Gene Ontology annotation, cellular component: cytoplasm. Gene Ontology annotation, biological process: glutathione metabolic process.
AUGAAUUUAGAAGAAAUUGGGAUCAUGAAAGAAUUUAAAAUAAUAUUACCUCACCAAUCACACCGGACUAUAUAUUCAAAACGCAUUCAGUUAUAUGGUAAACUGAAGGGAAUUCCAUACGAGUAUGUGGUAGAAGAUUUGGUGAACAAAAGCCCUUUGCUCUUCAAGUACAAUCCUGUUCACAAGAAAGUACCUGUGCAUAAGGGAAAGCCAAUUGCUGAAUCGCUUGUAAUCCUUGAAUACAUCGAUGAAACUUGGACUCACAAUGGUCCUGAAUUCCUUCCUCAAGAUCCAUACAAGAGAGCCCAAGUUCGUUUUUGGGCUGACUUUAUCUACAAACAGCUGUUUGAUGCAUUGUACUCAACACUCAAAACAAAUGGAUAAGCACAACGGAAAUUCAACAAGGAAGUGCAAGACAAAAUGCAUGCACUUGAAGAGGGAAUGAACAAAUUUAUUUUAGAAUGCACUUCUUAUUCUUUUGUCUCUUCUGGUCCUUCAGUCGACCAACAAAAAAUGGGACCAUUGGACAUUGCUAUUUGUUGUCUAUUGGGGAUUCUCAAGCCUCAGGAAGAAGUACUUGGCAUAAGGUUUAUAGAACUGGAAAAGACUCCACUUCUAUGUUCAUGGGUAACAGCUCUAAUUAAUCUACCUUUGGUGAAAGAGACAUUCCCUCCACAUGAAAAAUGGCUGCCAUUUAUGCAAUUGAUAAGGCUUAGCAAGAUUGAUUACCAUGUUUGCGAAAAAGGUUUAUAUAAGUUGGACCUCUACUAA